Molecule: messenger RNA, 6126 nt
Organism: Austrofundulus limnaeus
Lineage: Eukaryota; Metazoa; Chordata; Actinopteri; Cyprinodontiformes; Rivulidae
Gene: ankrd50
Product: ankyrin repeat domain 50
Molecular function (GO): protein binding
Source: RefSeq, a predicted model, not a curated record
GGCAGGAGCCAGGUUCUUCACGUCUCUGGAGAAAGUGACUCCUCUGCUCCGGCGAAAGUGACUCCUCUGCUCCAGCAGCUUCUUCUUCUCUGCUCCUGUAAUGGAAACACUGGGAACGCCGGCGUCUUGACGGCGCGCAGCGGCGGUGACUCGCAGUUCUCCUGUGGACACGAGCCGGGCGCCUCCUCUGACCCAGCGCCAUGCUAAAGCAACACGUGCACGACGCCACGGAGCACACGCCAGUGGGAAAGCUUUGGAAAAAGUUGGUGGAGAAUAUACGGUUUCAGCACUGAUGUCGGAUCUUUUUUUAUUUUUUAUUUUUAAAUUUUGACCUAGAUAUUGUGUGACGCCGCUCUGAGGAGAAGCUCUUUACUUCAGAGCUGCUUCUCUGGAUUUUUAUCGUUUUUAAUUUUGCAGCAGAACCGAAUGCUUUAAGACUCAGAUCAUGGAUGUUGUUGACGUUUCCUGGAGACAUGUGGAGUGAAACGAGGGGAGCCCCCUGAAGAGGAGGAGUGAAACGAGGGGAGCCCCCCUGAAGAGGAGGAACCAGCGGCGUUCGUUCAAAAUGGCCCAAACCAGUUUGCUGCAAGGGAAGCGCUUUUACUGCCGGGAGUGGGUCUUCCAUAAGAUCCAGCACUGUCUUCAGGAGAAGACCAACAGCCUGAGCGGGGCGGGCGGCGCUCCCGGCCAGCCGGCCCCGCCCCCGCCGCCCGUCCCCGGCGCGCCCCCCGCGGGGUCCGUGAAGUCCGGCGGCUCGUGGGGCGUGCUGCUGGUGGGCGGGCCGGGCAGCGGGAAGACGGCGCUGUGCAGCGAGCUGCUGUGGCCCACCUCGGCCCAGAGGAYGCAGCGCGGCCUGCACCAGCAGAGCCUGGCCUUCCACUUCUGCCGGGCCGAMGACUCGGACACGCUCUGCGUCGGAGGCUUCAUCCGCGGCCUGGUGGCCCAGAUCCGCCGCGGAGGCCUGGUGCCCGGGUACGAAGACAAGGUGAACAACGCAGCCGUGCAGAGCAGCCUGCAGCCCGGAGAGUGUGAGAGGAACCCCACCGAGGCCUUCAAGAAGUGUGUCCUGCUGCCUCUCCUGAGCGUGAAGCCUCCUCAGCGYGCUCUCUUCCUGCUCGUGGACUCCAUCGAUGAGGGCUGCCAGCUGGGCGAGGCGGAGCACAGGUCCUCCCCGGGCUCCCCCAGGACCAUCGCCGAGCUUCUGGCCAGCCACCACGAGUUCCUGCCCCCCUGGCUGCUCCUCGUCUGCUCCGCCCGCCGGCAGAACAAGGCCAUCACCAAACUCUUCACAGGAUUCCGCAAAAUCAGCCUGGACGACCUGCGGAAGGCCUACAUCGUCAAGGACGUGCAGCAGUACAUCCUCCACCGGCUGGACCAGGAGGAGGCCCUGAGGCAGCACCUGACCAAGGAGACGGCCGAGAUGCUGAACCAGCUCCACAUCAAGAGCAGCGGCUGCUUCCUGUACCUGGAGCGGGUCCUGGAUGGCGUGGUGGAGAACUUCAUCAUGCUGCGCGAGAUCCGCGACAUCCCGGGGACUCUGAACGGCCUCUAUCUGUGGCUCUGCCAGAGGCUGUUCGUCAGGAAACAGUUCGCCAAAGUCCAGCCCAUCCUCAACGUGAUCCUGGCGACCUGUAGGCCGCUCACGGUCAAAGAACUGUACCACGCAGUCUGGACUAAGAACAUGACCCUGACCAUGGAGGAGUUCCAGAAGAAGAUGGACAUUCUGGCCAAGCUGUUGGUCGAUGGUCUGGGGAGUACCAAAAUCCUUUUCCACUACAGCUUUGCGGAAUGGUUGCUGGACGUGAAGCACUGCACCCAGAAGUAUCUGUGCAACGCAGCCGAAGGACACCGGAUGUUGGCCAUGAGCUACACCUGCAAAGCCAAGCAGCUGAAGCCCCUGGAGGUGCAGGAGUUCGCCCUUCACCUCGUUAACUCCAACCUGCAGAUCGAGCCAUUCAACCUGGCUCUCUGGAUGGUCUGGAACGGGACGCCCACCAAAGACUCUCUGAGCUCCUCCAUACCGAAAGAGCAGGAGGUCCUACAGCUCCUGGUCAAGGCCGGUGCUCACGUCAACAACGAGGACGACCACGCUUCGUGCAUCGUCCAGCAGGCUCUGGAAAGAGAGGAAUCCAUACGAACGCUGCUGGACAACGGGGCGUCGGUGAACCAGUGCGACUCCAGCGGGAGGACCCUGCUGGCCAACGCCGCGUACAGCGGGAACCUGGACGUGGUCAAUCUGCUCAUAACCAGAGGUGCAAACAUGGAGCUGGAGGACAACCACGGACAGACGGCGCUGACCCUGGCUGCACGGCAGGGUCACACCAAAGUGGUCAACUGCCUGAUAGGCUGCGAGGCGGACAUCAACCACACGGAUCAUGACGGGUGGACGGCACUCCGCUCGGCAGCGUGGGGCGGACAUUCGGAGGUCGUGUCUGCUCUGCUUUACGCCGGAGCCAAAGUGGACUGCGCCGACGCCGACGGUAGAACUGCUCUGAGGGCUGCUGCUUGGGGGGGCCACGAAGACAUCGUCCUAAACCUCCUUCAGCAUGGAGCCAAAGUCAACAAAGCAGACAACGAAGGACGAACGGCGCUCAUCGCCGCGGCGUACAUGGGCCACCGAGAAAUCGUGGAGCACCUCCUCGACCACGGCGCUGAAGUCAACCACGAAGACGUUGACGGGAGGACGGCCCUGUCGGUGGCCGCGCUCUGUAUUCCUGCCAGCAAAGGUCACGCAUCGGUUGUGAGCCUCCUGAUCGACCGGGGCGCCGAGGUCGACCACUGCGACAAAGACUGCAUGACUCCUCUUCUUGUUGCCGGCUACGAAGGACACGUGGACGUAGUCGAUCUGCUCCUGGAAGGCGGCGCCGACGUAGAUCACACCGACAACAACGGGCGCACCCCCCUCCUGGCAGCUGCAUCGAUGGGCCACGCAUCCGUAGUGAACACGUUGCUUUUCUGGGGUGCCGCGGUCGAUAGCAUCGACAGCGAGGGCCGUACCGUGCUGAGCAUCGCCUCCGCUCAGGGAAAUGUGGAGGUGGUCCGGACUCUGCUGGACAGAGGUCUGGACGAAAACCACAGGGACGACGCAGGCUGGACCCCGCUGCACAUGGCGGCCUUCGAGGGCCAUCGCCAAGUGUGCGACGCCCUGAUCGAACAGGGCGCUCGAUGCUCAGAGGUGGAUAACGACGGCAGAAUCCCACUGAUACUGUCUGCACAGGAGGGACAUUACGACUGUGUCCAGAUCCUCCUGGAAAACAAAUCCUGCAUCGACCAGCGGGGCUAUGAUGGCAGGAAUGCCCUCAGGGUGGCGGCACUGGAAGGUCACAGGGACAUUGUUGAACUGCUAUUGAGCCACGGCGCCGACAUCGAUCACAAAGACGCUGACGGUCGCCCCACCCUCUACAUCCUAGCGCUCGAAAAUCAGCUGGCCAUGACGGAGUACUUCCUGGAAAAUGGUGCAAACGUGGAAGCUUGUGACAUCGAGGGCAGGACGGCGCUCCACGUGUCCUGCUGGCAGGGACACAUGGAGAUGGCAAGGCUGCUGAUCAACUACCACGCCGACGUGAACGCCUGCGACAACGAGAAGCGCUCCGCCCUCCAGUCGGCAGCGUGGCAAGGCCACACGAAGGUCGUGCAGUUCUUGAUGGAGAACGGCGCCCACGUGGACCACACCUGCAACCAGGGAGCGACGGCGCUGGGGAUAGCGGCGCAGGAGGGUCACAUCGAGGUUGUGCAGAUCCUUCUGGAAAACGGCGCCGACCCCAACCACGCCGAUCAGUUCGGACGCACGGCGGUGAGAGUAGCAGCUAAAGGCGGCCACUCCACCAUCCUGAAACUCCUGGAGAAGUACGGCGCUACGACUCUGAACGGGUGUAACCCCUCGCCCGUCCACACUAUGGAGGACAAAACACCGUUAGCCGUUUCUGGCAAGAUGCAGUCCCUCACCAUCAAGUCCAGCAGUUCUGGCAGCACGGGGGCAGGAGACCUGCAGUCCUCUGGACGCGGUCUCCCUAAUGGACCCGUCCACGCUUUCAGCUCUCCGUCAGAGUCCCCCGAUUCCACGGUGGACCGGCAGAAAUCCUCCCAGUCAAACAACUCCCUGAAGAGCUCUAAGAACUCGUCCCUCAGGACCACGUCGUCCACGGCCACGGCUCAGACGGUGCCGAUCGACAGCUUCCACGGGAUGAGCUUCACGGAACAGAUCCAGCAGCACUCCCUGCCCCGCAGCCGCAGCAGGCAGUCCAUUGUGUCUCCUUCGUCCACCACAAAGUCCAACAGCCAGCAGCCGUCAUCUCCGUCCAACGACUUGGACUGGUCUCAGCUGAAACCGGGCUCCAAGCAGCCGAAGGUGACAAAAACAGGAAACGGGACUUCGAAUGGCAAAGGAGACAAGAAGAAGGUGAAAAACAGCCAAGCUCAAGUUCUGGAGUACGAAAUGACCCAGUUGGACAAGAGAAUGGCCUUCAACAAGUCCGUGGCCAACAUCGCCGUGAAGGACCCUCACUGCAAGAUCGUGAUCGGGGGUCCGGUCCAGCAGGACAGGGCGCCGUGCCAAGACCAGUUCUUCAUCCAGCAGCAGAGCUGCGCCGAGAAGAAACGCAACGGCAUCAUGACCAACCCCAACUACCACCUGCAGAGCAACCAGGUGUUCCUGGGACGGGUGUCGGUCCCCAGAACUGUUCAGAACCGGGGCCACCAGGACGUGAUGGGGGACUAUCCCAUCGGGGAAACAGAACUGAGCCUUAAACAAGCCCUGAAACUGCAGAUCGAAGGGUCCGACCCGGGCUUCAACUACAAGAAGGAGACUCCGUUAUAGCUGGUGAUGAAACUGUUACCUGUCAGAACAAACUCACCUUAUCAGAACCAGAACCAGAACCAUCAAUCUGCAUGAAGAAACAAAGGAAAAAACCCAARUCAGCUGCAGACUGUUGCAGCUGUUCUUCAUGCAGACAUCAGAGACCACGUGCCAAAGUUCCACCUGCAGACAAACAGAGCUGGUCUGAACCAUUCGUUGUGCCUACAUCUGUUACAGCCUCUGUUUGUUCCUUUAUUUAAUGCUUUCAUUAAAUCGUCUCGACGCACUUUUUAAACRAAUACAUUUUACAUUUACUCUGUCAUUUAGUUUCCAAACAUAUCAGAUUUUACAGCCGCAGAUCUGAAAAUGUGACGACGUGUAAAAUAUAAAUUCUCCCAGACUUUUCUGUUUCAAUUCAUAUUUUACUCAUCAGAACAGUUUUUAUUUUACAGUUUGUUCCGUUCGAACCGACUGCGACGCAUCGGAGGAUUACAUGUCAAGAAAAAAGACGGAUAUUCUGCCUUUUUAGAGACCCCAAAUAAUCUGUGUUCAGCUUGGAUUACUCUGUUACAUUAGCUUCACAGGUAUAAAAAAAAACAAAAACAAACGUAUUUAUUUUGUUGGGGAAAAAAGCCACUUUUGUGUUUUUUUAUUUUAUUUUUUGUGUUCUACAUGGUGCUGUGUUCAGUCGACGCCUGCGAGCUUUUAUUUUUACAAACUGCUUCCUGUUUGUUUAUUAUGGCAAACAUCUGAGGAGGAGGAGGAGCUUAAUUGACGAUGUAAAAACAAAAAGUUAAUUUCGUCCCCAUGGGACUUUUCAGUUUGUGUAUCGUGUGUGUGUUCAAGAAUAUUUAAGUACGCUUUGUGUUCCGUCAGCAGAAGUUCGGUGCUAAAUUCAGCUUUUUUUUAAAUAGCUUUUUACAGUAAAGAGAGCCCAGGAUUUGUCACAUUUUUGUUUCUUCUGCUGGAUUUUUCAGGGGCGACAGGAAAAAGAGUUUAGCCAUCAAGACGACUUUGCGAUUAUAUAUUAUUAUAUAUUAUUAUUUGUUAACGCAGAGUCGUGAAGCCAAAGUUGAAGCCGCUCGUCACGAGGAGGAAGAGGAGCUCAAACAUCGCUGCUCGAAUCAACGAAGGAAACAAACCGAAGAGUUUUAUCAGGUCGUUCGUCUCGAUGCUGGUUUUGUUUGUUGGUUGGCGGCCGGGUUGUAAAUAGCUUCUCGUGUACAUUUACCUUUCAUUUCAAGUCAUUUCUGUAUCAUACGAGGCAGGAUUUUCUGAUGUAUAAUAAAGUGCUUAAUAAAACAUAUUUGCUUUACUGCUGAGAAAAUGAA